Messenger RNA from Chrysoperla carnea, 2112 nucleotides. RefSeq names its product eukaryotic translation initiation factor 2-alpha kinase 1-like. The record is from RefSeq and is a predicted model, not a curated record. Lineage: Eukaryota; Metazoa; Arthropoda; Insecta; Neuroptera; Chrysopidae. Gene Ontology annotation, biological process: protein phosphorylation. The coding region runs from base 226 to 1908 and encodes 560 amino acids. The transcript has 4 exons. Gene Ontology annotation, molecular function: ATP binding; protein kinase activity.
AUUUUCAUAAUAUUGUGGUCGAUAUUAAAUGUGUUCAUCAAAUUAACAUUCAUAAAAUAAAAAAAUUCGUAAAAAAUAAAACAAGUAUUUAAAAUACAUUAUUGUGUUUAUUGAGGUUGAUUUUUACAAAUGGAAUCAAUUUUGGAAAUAUAUUUCCAUUUAUAAAUUUGUAUACACUAGAAUGGAAUACAUCAAAAUACAACAUUUGCAAAUGUUUACAAAAUAAUGGAUCGGAGUAUGGAUACAUUCCAACAACUUGUAUCAGAUCAUCCUUGGUCUUCAUUGUCAACAAUAACAGCCUUUGAUAGUGGAGAGGAAAAUGACACAGUGGAAAGUAAAUUAAGUACAGAAAGUAUGGACGAUUCCAGCACAGAACUUAUUCGGGGCGUCGACAUAAUUGGUUUAUUAAAAGCAAAGGCAUCAACACCAAUAAGUCUACUUGUUGAAUCGUUGGUUCAACAAUUAUGUGCAUUAUUAGAGCCGGAUAGUAUAAAGGCAACGAAAUUGUAUAACGUAAUAUGCGAAAAACUGUAUGAAAUGAAGUUAAUCGAUGAAAGUUAUUCUAUGGAGGAAUUUGAAGUAAUGCGUAAUCGAUAUCAAAAAGCUUUAUAUCAAUUAGUGGGCGUUGCGAAAGGAUCAGAUAUACCGAAAACUAUUCAAUACAUGGUUCCGUCGAAUAACAAAGCAUUAGAUUCUCGAUAUAGUCGAGAGUUUACUGAAUUAGCUUUUUUAGGUGGUGGGGGCUUUGGGCAGGUUUAUAAAGCACGGCAUCGUUUGGAUGGGAAUGAAUAUGCUGUAAAGAAGAUAUGUAUUUGCGCUGAUAGUGUAAAAGCUGUAAUGACACAUUUAAAAGAAGUAAAAACAUUUGCAAUAUUAAAUCAUCCAAAUGUUGUCCAAUACAAAGCUGCAUGGUUAGAGCCGUUUGUUGUAUCGAAUGUUCGUAAACCAAUAAUACGUGAUGAAUUUGCAUUGUGUAACACUGAUAUUGAAAGUUUUAAUAAAUUGUCAGAUAUCACUGCCAAAAUUGAUUUGAUUAACAAAACCAAGAAAAACACAAGUGAUAGUGACAGUGAUUUCCGUAUUGAGUUUCGUAAUAGUACCAGUGAUAGUCCACAAACAGUUUCAGACAAAUCAUUAAGUAAUUCUACAAACAGUUUCAAUCAAAUUUGUUGUUUACAAAACGAUGAAAUUCGUAAAGCACCGAAAUCCGAAUGGGUUACAUUAUAUAUACAAAUGGCUUUAUGUCAAAUGACAUUAAAACAAUGGUUGGAACAACGAAAUCAUUUAGAACGAGCAAAUAAAGAGAUUAAUUCUGUAGUUGUAGAAUCGCGAAUAUUAACUGCCAGAAAAAUAUUUAAACAAUUAGUUUCCGGAUUAGCAUAUAUUCAUUCCAAAGGAAUUGUUCAUCAUGAUAUUAAACCGAGUAAUGUAUUUAUCAGUAUCGAAAAUAAUGUGAUAUCGGUACAGCUUGGUGAUUUUGGAUUGGCAUGUCCGUUGGAAAAAUCACAUAAUGGAGCCGCUCUAGGUACUUAUUUGUAUGCAGCACCUGAGCAAUUAGAAGGAAAAUGCGAUUUAAAGAGCGACAUAUUUAGUUUGGGUAUCAUAUUAUUGGAAUUGAUUGAAUCAUUCGCUACGGAUAUGGAACGUGUGCAAAACAUUACCGAACUUAGGAAAGGUCGUCUCUCUGCGCAUAUAUCCGCCGAUCAUCCACAAUUUGCACAUAUAAUAAGUCAGUUAGUUACGCCAGCUCCUUCUCAACGACCUGAUGCCGCUAAAUUAUUAACAAUAUUAGAUGAUGAGACAAACAAUUUAAUUAAUAUAAAUCUAUUACAAGAACAAUUAAAAGAGAAAGAUUGUGAAAUUCAACGAUUGAAAGCGCUAUUAAAUCAAAUUGGUGGGAAAUCGUAACCAUUAAUGGUAGACAUAAUUUACUCAGAAGUACUUAAAAAAAAUCAAAAGUGUUCUUAGAAUUAAAUUAACCUUAUGUGAGUGUUCUACAUAUUCAUUUAUUAAAAUUAUUUCAUUUUUUCUGAAAGUUGUUUGUGUUACGAUUGUAGUAAUGGUUACCUAAUUUUUAAAAAAGACAGUGAAUUCCAUUUUUUUUUUACCAUA